UCGCUUAUCUAUGGCCCCUUUGAGCCUCUUCUGCAUGAAAAUAGCCAAUUUCCAUCACUCUGUCAAAUGGCCCCCAAAGAUACUUCUCUGCCCAUUGGCAUGGUGUUAUUAAUGCUGCAUUUCCACUGGACAUGGGUUGGGCUGGUUGCCUCAGAAGAUAUGAAAGGUGUUCAAUUUCUGUCAGAAUUGAGAGGACAAAUGGAGAGAAAUGAGGUCGGUGUGGAAUUUGUGGAAAUGAUCUCCGUCACUGAGAGAAGUUAUUUUAUACUGGACAUCAAAUACCUCCUCAGAAUCCAAGAGUCAUCAGCAAGGGUUGUUGUCAUUUAUGGAGACACAGAUUCAUUUCUAGGUCUGAACUUUCAUAGAUGGACUUACGUGGUGACAUGGAGAGUCUGGAUCACAACAUCACAAUGGGAUUUUACCACCAGUGAGAGAUUCUCCAUGCUUGACACAUUCCAUGGGACACUAACAUUUUCUCACAACCACAGUGAGAUCCCUGUAUUCAAACAUUUUCUCCAGAUAGCAAACCCUUCCAAAUACCCAGAAGACUUUUAUCUCAGUAAAUUAUGGCUUAUAUAUUUUGAUUGUUCAAUUUCUGAAUCUGACUGUGAUAAACUGGAGGGCUGUGCACCAAAUGCCUUGUUGGAUCUGCCUUUGCACCAGUUUGACACAACCAUGUCUGAAUGGAGUUACUAUGUCUAUAAUGCUGUGUAUGCCCUGGAAACCCUGCAUGAAAUGCUUCUUCAACAGGUGGAAAGGCACUAUAUGGAAAUAGGAAAUAAAGUCAAGUUUCACCCUUGGCAGCUCCACUCCAUGCUGAAGGAUGUCCAUUUUAACAAGAGUGCUGGUGAGCAUAUGCUUUUGGAUGACAAAAGAAUCUCUAAGGCCACAUAUGAUAUACUCAACUAUGGGAGUUUUCCUCAUGGAAUUGGAUUACAGGUGAAAGUAGGACAGUUUGUUCCACAGGCUCCACAGGGUCAAGGUUUUUCCAUAAAUAAAGAGGCCAUAGAGUGGGCCAUCGGUUUUAAAGAGACACCCCACUCUAUAUGCAGCAAAAGUUGCGAUCCUGGAUUCUGGAAAACCCCUCAAGAGGGAAAGGCUGCUUGUUGCUUUGACUGCACCCCUUGCCCAGAAAAUGAGAUUUCUAAUGAAACAGAUAUGGAUCUGUGUAUCAAGUGUCCAGACUCUCAAUACCCAAAUACUGAGAGGGAUCGCUGCCUCCAGAAGGCCGUGAUCUCCCAGGCUUAUGGAGACCCUUUGGGGGCAGCUCUGGCCUGCACAGCCUGUGGCUCUCUCCUCACUGCUGCGGUCCUGGGGAUCUUUGUGAAACGCCGAGAUACUCCCAUAAUCAAGGCCAACAACCAGACACUGAGUCUCAUCUUGCUCAUCUCAUUCAUCCUGUGCUUCCUCUGCUCCUUGGUCUUCAUUGGCCGUCCCAACACAGCCACCUGCAUCCUCCGACAAGCAGCAUUUGGAGUUGCAUUUACCAUGGCCAUUUCCACGGUUUUGGCUAAAACUCGUACUGUGAUUCUGGCUUUCAAGGCUACAACCCCGGGAAGAAGGAUGAGGCAGCGGUUGGUCUCAGGGGCCCCCAAUUCUGUCAUUCCUGCCUGCUCCCUGAUCCAGCUGACUAUCUAUGGACUCUGGCUGGGAACUUCUCCACCCUUCGUUGACAGAGACACUCAUUCCGAGCCUGGCAGCAUCAUCAUUGAGUGUAACAAGGGCUCCAUCACUGCAUUCUACUGUGUCCUAGGAUUCCUGGGCUCCUUGGCCCUGGGGAGCUUCACACUGGCUUUCCUGGCCAGGAACCUGCCUAAUGCCUUCAAUGAAGCCAAGCUCCUGACCUUCAGCAUGCUGGUGAUCUGUAGCGUCUGGGUCGCCUUCCUUCCUGUCUAUCACAGCACCAAAGGGAAGGCCAUGGUGGCUGUGGAGAUCUUUUCCAUCUUGGCCUCCAGUGCUGGGUUCCUGGGCUGCAUCUUUGCUCCCAAGUGCUACAUUAUACUGCUAAGGCCCAAGAGGAAGACCCUGAUGUUGCUAAGGGAUAAAACAAGUUCUAUGGGGCUAGGAGGAAACUUUUUUGUCUUGGGUUUCAUUUCCUUAUUUAGUAUCUUGUAUAAGAUUUGUGAUGAUUUGGGCUACCGGAGACUCUGCGAUCCAGCAGAGUUGGAGCAUGAAGAAGUGGGGAGAGUGGAUCUGGAGAUGCAGACAGGAGAAAUGGCACAAAAGGGAAAAAUGAGGAUGGCUCUGGAGUUGCUGGUGCCGAUGGUACCCUCUUUUGAACCAGUGGAAAUAAAGAUUAGAGAAUUCAAGUCAGAGCUAGAGAUACUACAGACUGAGCUGCAAAAAGGGAGAAAUGGAAGUAACAGAAGGGUCUUCCAGACCCCCAACAAGGAUUUUACAUAUGGAGUGGAAUAUUCAUCAGAGAUGCCAAAAACCAAGUUGCCUAUUAAAGGAGAAAACUGA
This is a messenger RNA of Choloepus didactylus (southern two-toed sloth), 2463 nucleotides long. RefSeq names its product vomeronasal type-2 receptor 116-like. Gene Ontology annotation, biological process: G protein-coupled receptor signaling pathway. Gene Ontology annotation, cellular component: membrane. The record is from RefSeq and is a predicted model, not a curated record. Gene Ontology annotation, molecular function: G protein-coupled receptor activity. Lineage: Eukaryota; Metazoa; Chordata; Mammalia; Pilosa; Megalonychidae.